This is a messenger RNA of Coccinella septempunctata (seven-spotted ladybird), 1207 nucleotides long. RefSeq lists its product as uncharacterized. The transcript is spliced from 6 exons. Bases 223 to 1032 code for a protein of 269 amino acids. The record is from RefSeq and is a predicted model, not a curated record. Lineage: Eukaryota; Metazoa; Arthropoda; Insecta; Coleoptera; Coccinellidae.
UCUCUCGCAGCCUCCGACGUCGGUCCAGGAGCGUCGCGAAGCGCUUUCCCGCACGGGACGAGGGAUAAGAGGCGCUGUCGGUGCGCAGUGUUGAGCGCUCCAAGAACUACUGUUUAAUGUGCGAGAGGUCUCUUCAAUUGGCCGGAUAGUUUCGAAAACUUUUGACCGUUCGACUAGGAUAUGUUGUGAAUUCGGACUUUUUUUUUGGUUGGAGGUUCGAGUAUGGAAGUUUUACGCAGAUUUGUCGCUUUUUUCACCGUGAUUUGUUUCGUUAGAGUUGUGCAUUCGUUGAAAGAUGUGGUUCUGGAGAUAAAACCACGCGUCGUACACCUGGGCGCCUUUUCCACCCUCAGCUGCAGAUACGAUCUUGAAGACGCACCCCUUUACACCGUCAAGUGGUAUCGCGGCCACCAUGAAUUCUACAGAUACACGCCCAAGGAAUUUCCCAGCACUAAGAUAUUUCCAUUCGACGAUUUGCAUGUCGACUUGCAGCAUUCCAACGAUAGCCAGGUGGUCCUGAGGGAUGUUGGCUUCAACCUAUCUGGAAACUUUAGUUGCGAAGUGACCACAGAUGCUCCCAGCUUUUAUACCCGGGUGGUCUCAACGGAUAUGUUAGUUGUUGUGCUUCCUUCUAAUCCUCCCACCCUAACGACUGAGAGGACUUUUUACGACAGUGGAGACGUGCUCAGAGCUAAUUGCACCUCACCGCCAUCAAGACCGGCUAGCACCUUGACAUUUUAUCUGAAGGAUGUGCAGGUUUGCGAAAGAUGCGUGACCAGGAAAGUGUCAACCGGCGAUUUAUUCUACAGCGAAAAUUACCUUGAACUCCCACUGUUUCCAUCCCAUUUUCAACAAAACCGACUCACACUGAAGUGCGUCGCAGAAAUUGGAAAUUUAUAUCAGCAGACUGCUGAGCUCAACCUCUAUAACGUCAACGAUCCCAUCCCUGCCCGAGUUAUGCAAAGCUCUGCUGUAAGCUACAAUAUGGCCAUCUUGAAUUUAGCGAUGACUCUGCUCUUCCUGUUAACGUAAGUGAAUGUUUUAGGUGAAUAUGUGUUAAAAAAAAUAUCAAAAGGGACAAUGCCCUAUUGUGAUCGACUGAAUGGCAAUUAUUAUAGUGAAUAUAUAAAGAAAAAUUUUGUAAAAUUUUAUUGCAAUAUUGAAUUUGUAUGUUGAUGGAUGGUUGAAUAAAUUGAACGUUGAAUUA